AUGCGUGCAGUGGAAAAUAUUAUACAGGAACGCCGUUUGCUAGAAGAAAUUGAAUAUCCUCUAGUAUGCAACUUGCGUUACGCUUUUCAAGAUGAUGAAAAUCUAUUCAUGGUCCUUGACUUGAUGUUAGGUGGUGAUUUAAGGUUUCAUUUGGAACGACAAGCUUGCAUGAAAGAGGAAGUAGUAAAGUUUUAUGUUGCUGAAGUUAGUUUGGGAUUGAAUUAUUUACAUUCUAAAAAGAUUGUUCAUAG
Molecule: messenger RNA, 251 nt
Organism: Racocetra persica
Lineage: Eukaryota; Fungi; Glomeromycota; Glomeromycetes; Diversisporales; Gigasporaceae
Source: the annotation of a GenBank genome assembly